UUUUUUAAACAGUUUGCCUUUUGAACUCGAUCAAAUUGAUCCACUUUCGCUAGUGAGCUGAUCUGGAACUUCUACUUCUGUUUUCAGUUAGAUUUCCAUCCGUUUUUCAUUUAUACAAUUGCAAACAGACAAACUAAGCAAAUGCCGAAUUUAAGCUCCUCAUCUUCUUCCCACGGACGAUUGGCGGCGCCUAACACGGGUGGAUCAACCCCGCCCAGGACUCGACCUGGAAGACCGGCUGCAUCCCCACUUCUACGCUCGCGCACGCCGCCACGAGUCAGCAAAAACGAGAGCCAAAACGUGGUGGUUUUGCUGAGCUCCAGCGACGACGAGGAAGGGGAGGAGGCUGACUCUGAGUCGUCCAACACGGCAAAAAACGGCGAGGAGUCUGACGAUGAAUCUCAGUUUGCCAGCUCCGACUCCGAAUCCGAAAGCGGGACUAGUGAAAGCGGCAUCGGAAAUGCUAAUGAUGCCGCGCCGGGAGCAGCCGCAGCGCUAGCAGCAGCACCAGCAGUCAGCCAACCGCAACCAAAUAAUCAAAACCAGCACCAAAACCAAAAAGUCGACCGCGUCAAUUCUCUCGACAGCGACGGCGAGAGCUCAUCCGGGCCUGAACUCACCGCCGACUUCCUGCGGGAUAUCCGUCGAGCGGUCCGUACAGGGGGAGGCGAGGCGGAGCUGCGGAACAAGCUAGUGGAUGCGGGAGUGUUGAAACGCAAACAGCCCGAUCCGGUCGCAGCGGAGUCGGAACAGGAGGACCUGGUCGAGGGGGAUGAACCGAAGUACCUGUCGGACGAAGAUUCGCAGUCCUCUUGCAGCGAUCAUGAUAGCGAGAGCUUGCUGGAAGGUGAUCUUGAAGAGGAGGACGACGGUCUGCAGCCAGAUGAAUUUCCCAACCCCGGCGGUUUGCAACCGGGCGACAAGGGGUUUGUGAAAUUCCUUCAUACCGGGACUUUUUUCAAAACGUUUGCUUUCAAGAAACUCGAUCCCGGCGCGUCAGCCGCGGACAAGUUAGUGCAGCUCCUCCCGCAUCAAAAAGCACUGCUGUACCUCUUCGAAACGGGGAGGUGUACGCGUAUGGUGGUCGACCAUCGCACGGGGAGCGGAAAAACCCGGACACAGAUUGCGAUGCUGUCUGCGGAUUACGCCAUUGCACGCGCAAAAGUGAUUGUCCUACCAAAGCGACACCACGUGGAGAAUUUGGUGAAGGAAUUCCUCACUUGGCCGAACAUUUGGCGUGAUUUCUUCGCGGCCUCUUGUGCUGAGUCCGUUUACGAGCUCCUCGGCACCAAUAACUGGGUCGCAAAGAAGGAGGAGAAGUGGAAGGUCAACAUGACGGCACAGUUGUGCUCGCAGUUCUGCGAUGUCGUGGGGUUGAAGGGACAAAUUGUCCAAGGAAAAGUGAAGAGCGGCUGGGCAGCGAAUUUUGAAAUGGACAAGGGCAUCACCCCGCCCGCGGCUCCACUGCGAAUUUUCUCCUACGCAACAGCGGGUGGACGCGCAAUGGGCUACAACAGGGAAGGAUUGAAGACGCAGGCAGUCGAUCCGGCUUUGAAGUUCAGGCUUAAUCCUGAGAACGCGUUGGCCGGGAAGCUGGUGAUUAUGGAUGAGGCCCACAAUCUCAUCCGACCGACGGAGGAACGAUUCAAGUUGCCGCUGCAGCGCCUUCGCGAGGCCAUCUCGUCCACGUCCGCGCGGGGAACGAAAAGCAAGCCCGGCACCUGGGUCUAUUUGAUGACCGCCACGCCUGUUAUCGUCGGCCAGAACCCGCGGGCUUUGCUCGACAUCGUAAAAGGCAAGGGGCGCGACGACCGCACGGAUGAAGGGUUUAUUUCGACCAUGCACGAGGAGCUGAAGGAGCACUACCCUCGUGUCGUUAUGAACCGUCCGGAUGUCGACAAGAAACUCGGAAGCGGGCUGCAGUUGUCGGGCUCUUUACCCGUGGGCUUGAAAGGCCGGUCCGCAGCACGGUAUGUGUUGAAGCACGCCGUCGAGGUCGGCGACCAAGACGCCCAGAGGGUCAAGAAACUGUCCGUCUACACCGUUUCUGCUCUGCCACCGCAGACCAUCGGCAAAAUGGAAGACGCACAGCUGAUCGAGCUGAGAAAAGAGCUGUGCCCGAAAAUCUGCAAGGUAUUUACUGAGUUGUUUCGAUCAUAGGUAGAAAGUAUGCAAGCACUACUUCAAUUAAUAUGUUCAGUAUUCAUUUCGAUUUCGUCUCUUACACCAUCCUCAGGUGAUAAGCAUGACAAGGGAAAGGUCAUUGAAGACACUUGUCAUUGUGGCACGACGGACGGGAUUUCUUGCUGCGAAGAGGCUGCUGGAGCACGCGUUUCCCGGCAAGGUCGCCUUUUUUGAGGAUCUCAGUCGCUUUAACUGUGGCGAGACAAAUUUGCGGGGUGAGAAAUUUGUCAUUAUGUUGGCCACUCGGGAAGAAUGCGGCGAGGGUAAAAGCACUUUUUUGCGACUGGCUACAUUACUUAGCGAUGCUGACUCUUGAUCUUGUGCGAUGCCAUGACCGUGCGAGAUGAGCUUUUUGCUUGCACAAAUAGCUGUGGUCUGCAAUUGAACUUCAUUCAGCUUUUUCUCGAUCAAAACAGGGAUCGAAUUUCGAGGGGUGCGCGACUUUCAUGCCCUCGACAUCCCCCUUUCUGCCACAGAGUACGCGCAGCUUUGUGGGCGAGCCGUCCGCAUGGGUUCCCAUAGCGGCUUACCGAAGGCGGACCAGACGGUCUCGAUCUACCUACACAAAGCCAAGUUGCCGAAAUGGUCCGGUGUCACGCGAAGUCGCGUUGUUGCUCUAGCACGAAGUCGAAAGUAUCGAGACGAGUACAAGACGGGACUGCGGUACUGGAGUCAGCACGAUGAGCCACCCAAGGGCGUGCGGACCUGUGGUGACGAAGCUCCUACAUCCACCAUCGACUCGCAACUCGUGAAGGACUUGGAAAAGUCCUUGAAGAAGAAAACGAAGAUUCUGGAUCGGAUGCGGGCUGCUGCAGUCGACUUUGGACUGUAUGCCCAGCGGUGAAGGGAAAAGGUGAAGAUACGAAAUGGGGAGGUCAAAAUAGAAUGAAAUUCUUUUUCACCAUAACUGAAUGUGAAAUGUAGCACAGAUUGAUCAACAAGGUGAACUUGCGGCACUAAUGUCUUUGAGAAUUUUUCAUCUUUUCCCAAGCUACCGAGCAACAUCCUCACAAUAAAAAUGAAUUUCAAUGAAUCGUCGAACUAUUUUCCGUUGCGAACUUGUUUUUUUUUCUACCAAGAGCUUACUUUAACUUCUAGCCAGAGAUUGCUGAUUUUAUUAUUUUCUGGAGUCGGUUGCACUUGCUGCUGCUCCUGCGCUUCCACUUGCAACAAGAAUGCGCAGCUCCCCUUUUCCGCGCAGGCAAGUGAAAUUAUUCCAAACUCAUCGCUUUCUUCGACUCUGACUGUUUACAUCACAUUUUCCGAUUUCCCUAUUCCAUUUUCUGUAUCACAGCAGAAGACACACGCAAUUUUCCGAAUCGUCAAAAUCGAGCUCAUUUCUUUAUAACUUUUCGUCUCAUUAUUUUCCUCAGGUGAACUUUUUUUGUCCUCACCUAGGCAUCCCGCAAUUCCAAUUUUGAAGCUUCUUUCAAAUUGCAUAGUGGACUUCUAGCGAAGUCCACUUCGAAAGAAAAUGCGUGACGAGGGAUAUUGAAACGAAAUUUAAGCCAGGUAUUUUGCAAUGUCGGAGUUGCCAUAGGCGACAUUCAACGAACUUCAAACUCAAUCAAAUUGUCGGUGUUGAUAGGUCCCAUCGAUGCAUCGAUUCUGUGAAGCAACUCGCAGGCCUGCUUCUAAUUCCGCGUGCUUCGAUAAUUGUCGAUGUUUCGAGGAGCUGAGAGCGCUAGUUGUAGAAUCGAGUGAAGGAGCUGUUUGGUGAGACAGACGAGAGA
Messenger RNA from Amoebophrya sp. A120, 3917 nucleotides. The record is from the annotation of a GenBank genome assembly. Lineage: Eukaryota; Dinophyceae; Syndiniales; Amoebophryaceae.